CGCUGGUCGGCUUGGGUCAUGCGCAUGGGAACGACGGUGUACAACUUUUUCCUGAUCAUUUUCUCUUCCUGCUGCAAACACAUGAGAAAUGUUUCAGCCGCGUCGGGACCUCUGUACACCACGGGAGCGUUUGUUUUCGGACGACCACGUAUCCGAAUCCACAGGCCUCGCUCCUGCGUUUUGUGCGUGAAACUUUUGUCCGGGACGGACCUAAGGUGUCAACGUGUUUGAUGAGGGCUUCGAAGUCGGCGUAGAUGAUGUAAGAGAGCACACAGUAGCUGACAGAUGCCAAGGUUGCUCUAACCAUGAUGUCCAACUCUACCCCCACCACUGGAACAUGUACUUACAUCGAGGACAAAUGUUAGAUUGAGGAUAUGAAUUGCAUCUACAAUGGAACAUAGUAUCUUCUCACUGGUCUGACAAACGCUAGAUGACUGUCUUUACAUCCUCAGAGAUGCAGGCUCCACACAUCCCCACCACGGACAGUGCCGCAUGUUCACCAGCACCAUUGUGUAAUAUUGAUGCGGAGAAACAUAGUACACAAAAGAAGGAACACAAGUGGCACAAAUGUAUAGUGUGUUUGAAAGAGUUCAAAUGCCACUAUUACCUUAAGGAUCAUAUGUCCAUACACACCGGGGUGCUUACUAAUAGACUGAAGAGAAAACGAGAACUUCGUCACAAAUGUAUAGUAUGUGAGAAAAGGUUCAGUUCGCCAUAUGCGAUGAAACAACAUAUGAAUGUUCACACAGGAAUGUAUAUCUAUGAAUGCCAAAUUUGUGGGGAGAAAUUUUUUCAGCUUAGGAGUUGGCAGUUGCACGGUUUGACCCACUCCACAGACAGGCCAUAUGAAUGCAAGCUCUGUACAAGUGCAUUUAAGAGGUCCAGCAAUUUGACACAUCAUAUGUUAUUUGUACAUAAGAGAAAGCGGAAAAUAAAGUGUAGUGAUUGCAAUAGAUACUACUUUCCAUAUGAAGGGAGCGAUGUGAGACAUGCAAUGAAAUAUCACGUGGGAGAGAACUACCGAAUUGAUGAAAAGCCAUUCAAGUGUAAACUUUGUGAUGCACAAUUUAUAGAAUAUUGGUCUCUCCGCCUCCAUGUCAACACUGUACAUUCAGACAAGAGACCAUAUUCAUGUACCGUUUGUGGCAAAACAUUUAAAUCAAAUGGUACAUUGCAGACUCAUUCUAUCGUUCAUAUGGAAGCUGGGAAAGUCAGUGCUGAAUGUACAAUAUGUCAGAAGAUGGUGAAAAUAAACGCCAUGUACAUUCACAUGAAAUCCCACGAGGAGAAGAAGUUUUUGUGUACUUUUUGUGGGAAAACGUUUAGUUUGAAACACCAACUUAGCAAUCACGAGAAGAGCCACCUAGGACUGAAAGCACAUGCCUGUGAACUGUGUGACAAGAGAUUCACUCUCCCUCAUCAGCUGAGGGCCCACAGAAAGACCCACUCAGAAUCCAAGAAGGAGAAAUGACAAGGCUACCUCUUACUCCAAACUGCACAGAGAACCCUAUUUACAGUUGGCUU
Molecule: messenger RNA, 1524 nt
Organism: Haliotis rubra (blacklip abalone)
Lineage: Eukaryota; Metazoa; Mollusca; Gastropoda; Lepetellida; Haliotidae
Product: zinc finger protein 546-like
Exons: 2
Coding region: 431-1471 (346 amino acids)
Biological process (GO): regulation of transcription by RNA polymerase II
Molecular function (GO): RNA polymerase II cis-regulatory region sequence-specific DNA binding; DNA-binding transcription factor activity
Source: RefSeq, a predicted model, not a curated record